Dioscorea cayenensis subsp. rotundata (Guinea yam) is the source of this 3136-nucleotide messenger RNA. Its product is annotated as squamosa promoter-binding-like protein 12. Gene Ontology annotation, molecular function: DNA binding. Bases 1404 to 2801 code for a protein of 465 amino acids. The transcript has 6 exons. Gene Ontology annotation, cellular component: nucleus. The record is from RefSeq and is a predicted model, not a curated record. Lineage: Eukaryota; Viridiplantae; Streptophyta; Magnoliopsida; Dioscoreales; Dioscoreaceae.
GGAGAAAACCGGGAGGUGACCGGAAUCGGGAUGGAAACACGUGUGGCGCACGUUCUUGGAGUGAGUGGUAUUUCCGUAAUAAAGAGAAAGUAGCUCUCUCCUCUCCUCUCGUUUUUCUUGUUUGAAUUCACGAGCGAGGAAAGAAACAAACCCCUGUCGUUCGUUGUUAUCCCUCUCUCAGAUCUCUAGCUGUUAGGGCGCGAGAAGUGGAGGGUUUUGGUUCGUGCGGCGGCCGUCGAUUGCCUCCACACUUCGUGAAUCUACGGCUCGGAGAUGGAUUGUAGCAUCGGUCGCAGGGUGCAGCGGCAGUGCUGGAGAUAGAGCGGAGACACAGACGCUGGUGAGAUCUGAUUGCCAGCACAUGAUUCAAUCACUGGCACUAGAAUAGGAACAGGAACAGGAAACAGAUUGUUCUUUGCUUGGUGCUAACGAUAGGAAUGGUGGGCUGAAGGCGAGAUCGAGUUCAUGCUUGGUGUUAGUGCAAAAAAAAAGCAGAGAUCUUAAUCAUAUGGUCAGGGUUCGUUGGGAGGCAUUUUGUCGCCAUCCCAUUGACAUUUUGUUUUGUGGUCUCUAUUGUUGUUGAGUCUGAAAGGGUGCGCAUGUGGUGCAACAGUGGGAUUUGAUGUACAUGUGAAAAAAGCUCAGUAAUUUUUUAGAGUUAAAUUGUAAAAUAGGAUCAAGUGUGGACUUGUGGAUGAGAAGAGGGAGCCGGUCAGUCGGUAGAGUGAGAUAGAGAAAGAAAAGAAAGGUUCAGAUAGAGACACGAAGAGAGCGCGGAUGCAAGCAGGAGUUGGUUUGCUUUGAUUACUGGAGAUGGGGGGCCUGGUGUAGAGAUUUUCAUUUGUGAGUCAGUAGUGGAUGGAUAUGGAGGUGUUGCUCUUGUCGAAUCUUGAGAUCAAGGUUUCAUCUGUUGUGGUCUGGUUGAAAUGGAAUGAAACGGAGGCAAAGGGAGUGAGGUUUAUUUUUGUUUAGGGCUAUGCGUUCUGUCAACUCCAUGGCUUCGGGUGGAUGCUCCUGAAACCAUUAGUACUUCUAGUUCUAGGUUUUUCUCUUCUAUAGUGAAAAUCCCAGCGCCUGUUUGUUCUGGAUUUGGGGACAGGGAUUUUAGUCUGCUCUUGCCAAGGAGACACUCAAGGGUUUUGCUGCUUCUAAUGCAAAUAUUGUUUGUCUUGAUGCUUUCUUUCAGCAGGUACUCUAUCAGCCUAACAUCAGUCUUAUUGUCUACUCUUGGCCUUGUCUCUGUGAUCAAUUUGAUCUCGUAGCUAGAAUUUUCCUGAUUGUUGUCAAUUGGAUCUUGUCAUAGAGCUUGUGUCCUUUUAUACUCUCUCUGGUCUGAUUUGGAAGAAAAGAGUGAUUUCUUGAUCUAUGCAAAGAACAGUUCAUGAGAUUCUUUAGAGAAGGGUAUGGAUUGGAAUGCAAGGACUCCCCCUCCAUGGGAUUGGGAAAGUCUGGCAUUGUUCAGCGGGAAAAUAAGUGAACUUCCUAAAGGAGAACAAGAGUCUCAGUGGAGGAUUGAUGGGAUUGGUAAUGGAUCUGUCUAUUCAUCUGGUGUUGGUGCUUGCUCUGGAUCUGAAUUUUUCAAUGGUUGUUCACCCAAAAGUUCCUUCUCGGCUUCCAAUGAUUCUUCAUCAAAAAAAUCUGUGAUGAAAGUACCCGGCCUCAAUUCACUGGGUGCUGAUGGGUUUUCUCAGAAUAUUAGCAAGAAAGGAGAAUUGACAAGGGUGGAUGACACCGGGAAUUCUCCAGAUGUGGUACCUGCAGUUGGCCCUAAUGAGCAAAUGAUUGGCCUGAAGCUUGGGAAGAGGACUUACUUUGAGGAUGUCUGCGCAGGGAGCAAUACUAAGAGUGCCUCAUCUUCAGCUUCUGUGACCCCAUCUUCCACGUCGGUAAAGAAGCCAAAGGUGUCACAACAGGGCACACAAGCUUCUUACUGUCAAGUUGAAGGCUGUAAUAUAGACCUCUCUGGAGCUAAAGACUACCAUCGUAAGCACAGAGUCUGUGAGAACCAUUCCAAAUGCCCCAAGGUCAUUGUUUCUGGUCUGGAGCGCCGGUUUUGCCAACAGUGCAGCAGGUUCCAUGAUCUCUCUGAGUUUGAUCAGAAGAAGCGAAGCUGCAGGAGGCGACUUUCUGACCACAAUGCACGCCGUCGCAAGCCACAACCAGAAACAAUUUCUUUUAAUUCUGCGAGGCUUGCUUCAUCAUUUUAUGAUGACCGGCACCAGAUGAACCUUCUUGUAAACAGAGUUCCAUUUGGUCACACAAGGCCCAAUAUGAAUUCCACAUGGGAUGCCUCAUGGGACUUCAAGCUUAUGCAAACAAGAGGAUCUUGGAUUAAGUCAACAAAACCAGGAGUGUUUGAUGGACAGCUGGGUUUAUCUAGUGGUGGCCUUUCAAAUACUAAUUCCUCACUCCGUAGUGACUUAGACAGGCUCUUGCCUUUCAAGGGCACCACUGCCGAAGUUCUCAAUCAAGGUCUGGAAGCAUCUGCUGCUGCCUCCAACUUGGAUGGAGCACCGGAUCUUCGGCGUGCUCUCUCUCUUCUGUCAACUGAUACGUGGGGUUCAGCUGAGCCUGGUCUCACUUCUCUUGUACCUGUGGUGGACAAGAGCCAGACCAAAGGUGGCCUGCCAGCCAUGCAAGUGAUGAGCUCUGCCUCAGAUUUAUGGAAGGACGAACAACCCCUCGAUCAGCAAGCAAGAGUGCUGCCAUUUAACUUGCACAGUAAUGGUAGCCAAUUUCAGGAGUUUCAGCUUAAAGCACCCUACGAGGCUGCUUUCUUUGAUUCCGACCAUAUCCAUUGACUGCAUUAUAUCAGUCAAUCACCUUUGAAAGUGUGGCUGCUGAUGGAUAAUAGGAAUGGCUGCAAAACCAGCGUACUUGUGUAAUUUACUACCAGUUGCUCAUACAGCUGCAUGAUGAUGAUGGACCUUAUGAUCAAGAGGCUAUAGCCUUAAGAUCACAGUCAUCUUCUUUUUUGUUUUUUAAGAUUUAUGUUUGGAACAUUCACUCCUGUUUAACCUGCUUUGUACCAUGGGUGGCACUCCAUGAGUAGAACCACAAGACAUUGUUUUAGACUCGAAUAAAAUAGCAGGCACUUUGACGUUAAAAAUUGCCUCGGGGCACUUGAUUUGGGUAA